GCGUUUUAAAGGAGGAAUCAAGUCAAACACUUACAGUCGCUUGUUGUCACUGUAUGUUGGAGAUACGUUGAUUGAAUGUGACAAUGUGCAGAGCUAUGCUACUCCUUAUUGUUGUGAGUUUAUUCAGCCUCGCUGCUGAAGCUUUAGACAAUGGUCUGGCGCUGAAACCCACCAUGGGCUGGCUGCACUGGGAGAGGUUCCUGUGUAACACUGACUGUGACAUGGACCCCGAUAACUGCAUCAGUGAGCGCUUGUACAUGCAGAUGGCAGAUGUGAUGGUGAAGGAGGGUUGGAAAGAGGCUGGUUAUGAAUACGUCUGCAUUGAUGACUGCUGGCCCUCCCAUCAGCGUGAUGCCCAAGGCCGCCUGCAGGCAGACCCCAAACGAUUUCCAGGGGGCAUUAAGAAACUGGCCGACUAUGUCCAUUCUAAGGGGCUGAAGUUGGGUAUCUAUUCAGAUGUUGGGGACAAGACCUGUGCUGGUUAUCCUGCGAGUCGGGGUUACUAUGAGAUAGAUGCUCAGACAUUUGCUGACUGGGGUGUGGAUCUGCUGAAAUUUGAUGGCUGCAACAUGAACUGGACUUUGUUGGGAUCAGGCUACAUAGAAAUGUCAAAAGCACUGAACAAAACAGGAAGAAGUAUCCUGUACUCCUGUGAGUGGCCUUUGUAUGAGUGGCCUUACAGACAGCCUAACUACACAGCCAUUCGUGAGACAUGUAACCACUGGCGCAACUUUGGCGACGUGUAUGACUCCUGGAGUUCUAUCAAGUCCAUCUUGGAAUGGACUGCCUCUCAUCAAGACAUCAUCGUAUCCUCAGCUGGACCUGGAGGCUGGAAUGACCCCGAUAUGCUUUUAAUUGGGAAUUUCGGUCUGAGCCACACACAGCAGGAGUCUCAGAUGGCAUUAUGGGCCAUCAUGGCAGCCCCUCUGCUCAUGUCUAAUGAUCUGAGGGACAUCUGUCCCCGCUCCAAGGAGCUGCUGCAGAACCAACGCAUCAUAGACAUCAACCAGGACCCACUGGGCAAACAGGGGUUCCUCACUGCCAAGGUGGACAGUUUUGAAGUGUGGGAGAGGCCUCUGUCUAAGAACCGGCUGGCCAUUGCUCUGCUGAACAAACAGGAGCUUGGUGGCCCCCGAGGGUUUGCCAUCAGAGCAGUUCCUGGCUGGAAGAUCUGUAACCCUCAAUGUAACGUUACACAGAUCCUGCCUCAGUACAAGGAGAUGGGAGUUCACAAUCCACAGAGCAAACUGGUUGUAUCUGUCAACCCUUCAGGCACCGCUCUGCUGACCGUCACCCCCGUCACCAGUGCCUUUAAGAGACUGCACAGGCUGGAAAUGGCAGUCAAACCCAGGCACACUAUUUUGUAAUCUUCAAGUGGUUUACAAUUUUUAUGUCUGCACUUUUGAUUUUUUUAAAAGUGGAAAACUUGAUCUUAAAAUCUGUCCAGACGGGUUGCUUAUGCUACACCUAUUUUUAAUCAUAUUUAAUAAAUCACUG
Messenger RNA from Monopterus albus (swamp eel), 1497 nucleotides. RefSeq names its product galactosidase, alpha (gene gla). Gene Ontology annotation, cellular component: cytoplasm. Gene Ontology annotation, biological process: oligosaccharide metabolic process; glycoside catabolic process. The record is from RefSeq and is a predicted model, not a curated record. The transcript has 7 exons. The coding region runs from base 84 to 1367 and encodes 427 amino acids. Lineage: Eukaryota; Metazoa; Chordata; Actinopteri; Synbranchiformes; Synbranchidae. Gene Ontology annotation, molecular function: alpha-galactosidase activity.